GCCGCUCGGCUCGGCUACGAUGUCUCAAGAUGGCGGAGGCGGCGGAGCUGAAGCACAUGGUUAUGAGCUUUAGGGUAUCAGAACUGCAGGUUCUCUUGGGUUUUGCUGGCAGGAACAAGAGUGGAAGGAAACACGAGUUACUCACAAAGGCAUUACAGCUGCUCAAAUCUGGCUGCAGCCCGGCUGUUCAGAUGAAAAUUAAGGAGCUGUACCGGAGAAGGUUCCCGAGGAAGAUCUUAACCCCUUCAGACUUAUCCAUGCUCCAUAUUCAGACAGGGCAACUGCCCUCCGCCACUGCACUGACGCAGGGCAGCACAGUGUGUCAUUUGCCCUAUGAUAACAGUUCGGCAGCUUCUACAGUGCCAACGGCUAUGUUGCCUCCGGUACCUAUGCUGGGACCCAAACAUGAGACCGAUGUUCAGCACUUAUCCCCGCCCAUUCAUCCGGUCCAUCCGGAUGUCAAAAUGAAGAGGCUGCCCUUCUAUGACAUUUAUGAUGAGCUGAUUAAACCCACCACAUUAGCAUCUACGAACAGCCAGCGGUUUGAAGAGGCGCACUUCACCUUUGCACUAACACCUCAGCAAGUUCAACAGAUUCUCACCUCUAGAGAUAUCUUACCAGGUGCCAAAUGUGACUACACUGUACAGGUACAAUUAAGGUUUUGCUUGUGUGAAACCAGCUGUCCCCAAGAAGAUUAUUUCCCUCCUAAUUUAUUUGUCAAGGUCAAUGGAAAACUCUGCCCUCUGCCUGGCUAUCUGCCGCCCACUAAAAAUGGUGUGGAGCCAAAACGACCGAGCCGUCCCAUCAAUAUCACUCCUUUGGUGCGGCUUUCGGCAACUGUUCCCAAUACGAUCGUCGUGAAUUGGUCCUCCGAGUUUGGCAGGAACUACUCUCUGUCAGUCUACCUGGUGAAACAGCUGACUUCAGUCACACUGCUACAGAAGCUAAGAGCCAAGGGCAUUCGGAACCCAGACCACUCCCGGGCCCUGAUCAAAGAAAAAUUAACAGCUGAUCCCGACAGUGAGAUAGCGACAACGAGCUUACGGGUUUCUCUCAUGUGUCCGCUGGGUAAGAUGAGGCUAAUAGUGCCCUGCCGAGCCAUUACCUGCACCCACCUCCAGUGCUUUGACGCGGCGCUCUACCUUCAGAUGAACGAGAAGAAACCUACAUGGACCUGCCCUGUGUGUGAUAAGAAAGCCCCCUAUGACAGCCUGAUCAUUGAUGGGUUGUUCAUGGAAAUCCUCAACUCGUGCACGGACUGUGAUGAGAUCCAGUUCAUGGAAGAUGGCUCCUGGUGUCCCAUGAAGCCCAAGAAAGAAAACCAGGAGGUGUGCCCGACAUCUACGUACAAUGGGAUUGAGGGUACGGGAGCUAUGGCCAGCUCCCUUUACGCCGUGGGCUCCGACGGAAAGCACUCCUUGGAGAGCAAAAAGCAAGUGGAGGUCAUCGACCUCACGCUGGACAGCUCGUCAGAUGAAGAGGAGCCUCCUAUCAAGAAACAGUGCCCUGUCUCCACUGUGGCUAUCCCGUCAGCAGUAGGGCCCAAGGGGGUGUUAAAUGUUGAUCACCAGCCAUCCUCUGUGCUUCGAAGUCCUCCCAUGGCAGCUAUCGGCAGCGACUAUCUCUCCAGCCUCCCAAUCCCUGAAUACCAUCCUUCCUACCAGGUGCCCUCAGAGAUUCAAGGUCUGGAUUUGUUUACCUUCCUUCAAAGUGAAAAUCAGCACUACAGCCCUUCCGUGAUCACCUCCCUGGAUGAACAGGAUGCCCUGAGCCAUUUCUUCCAGUACCGAGGCACAUCUACCCAUUUCAUGAACCCCCUGGCUCCCGUCAUGGCAGGAUCCCACAACAGCAUCAGCCCCGCCAGCGGGCGCAUCAGCAGCAUUGUCUCCACCAACACGCUGCGGGAGAGCCAUGGGCACAGCGGGACAAUGAGUAACAGCACAGCUCUCCCGGGCUGCAGGCCGGACAUCAUUUCCUUAGACUAGCCCCAGGCCACGCUGGCAUCUCGUUUCCCCCCAAGGAUGGGAGAGAAAAGCAGACUUUCAGCAGCUGCUGUUGAGUUGGGUUUUUGUCUGGGAUGGAAAGGACCCAGCCAAUAACAGGUCUCCUAAGUGUGUGUCUCGGUCAGGGC
Molecule: messenger RNA, 2131 nt
Organism: Emys orbicularis (European pond turtle)
Lineage: Eukaryota; Metazoa; Chordata; Testudines; Emydidae
Gene: PIAS3
Product: protein inhibitor of activated STAT 3
Exons: 14
Coding region: 30-1985 (651 amino acids)
Biological process (GO): regulation of transcription by RNA polymerase II; protein sumoylation
Cellular component (GO): chromatin
Molecular function (GO): SUMO ligase activity; transcription coregulator activity; zinc ion binding
Source: RefSeq, a predicted model, not a curated record